Molecule: messenger RNA, 764 nt
Organism: Aedes albopictus (Asian tiger mosquito)
Lineage: Eukaryota; Metazoa; Arthropoda; Insecta; Diptera; Culicidae
Product: adult cuticle protein 1-like
Exons: 2
Coding region: 150-650 (166 amino acids)
Source: RefSeq, a predicted model, not a curated record
UUAUGUUUUGCUUUGACUGAUUGUUGGCAAACAGAAAAUUGAUUUCUAUAAAAAGGUGGCCAGAUCUAAGAAGACAUCAAAACACAUCAGUACUUCAAACUGAAGCUAUCUUUUCGCCUCUCAGCGACUCCAUAAGGAAAUCAACAAUCAUGAAGUGCAUCGCAGCUGUAGUCAUGAUGGCCCUGGCCGUUGUUGCUGAAGGAGGUGUCGUUUCCUACUCGGUUCCAUUGGCCUAUUCCGCACCUCACACCACCGUUGUCCAGCAGAACGUGGCCCCUCGAUACAUCUCCACGGUUCCAGUGACUUCCUAUGCCGCUGCUCCAGUCACCUACGCUGCCGCCCCCGUGACCUACACCGCUCCUCACACCACGUUCGUCCAGCAGAACGUUGUCCCACGAUACGUUGCUCCAGUGGCCUACGCUGCUCCCUCAGUGGUGGCUUACAACUCUGUCGAUUCGGAAGUCGUUGAAGCAACCCAUGUGGCCGCCCCAGUUGCCACCGUUGUAGCUCAGCCAGCCGUCGCCGUCGUUACCCAGAAGGAAGCCCGGUAUGUCGCUGCCAACCGUGGAGCUGUGCAUGAUGCCCCUCUUGCUGGACACACCGUUUCGCAGCAAUCACUCAAUCUGGAACCAGCUGCGGGAACCGUUUGAAGUGUUUGAAUUUUGGCUUUGAAUAACCUGCUUCGUAUCCUAGUCUUGUACAAAUUGAAUAAUAUGGAAAUAACGAAAAACUGUGAAUAAAAUGUGCUAUCUUGUUCAAACGGA